Messenger RNA from Owenia fusiformis, 4200 nucleotides. The record is from the annotation of a GenBank genome assembly. Lineage: Eukaryota; Metazoa; Annelida; Polychaeta; Sabellida; Oweniidae.
AGACAACAAAUCAAAGGAUGGAAAUAAAACUGCAGAAGAUAGUAGCACUACUUCCUCGGAUAAGAAUGGCUUAGCUGUCAGGAUAGAAGAUGUGAGGAGUUUACCAGCUGUCAGUGAUUCUGUGGUAGUCACCAGUGAGACCCUUCCCCGUGAUUGUCACAUUGUUAUGAUGGAUCCCACAGGCCAGGCUGUUACCAAGGCAACGGAGGAGGAGUCUUAUAUAUUGAUAUUGGAUGAGAAUAACAAGAUUCUUGAAGUGCGUACUGGAAAAGUUGAGGAAGAGAGUUACUCCUAUUUAGGCUCUGAUGCUACAGAUACAGUUAAGAAAUUUCGCAAGAAAUCUGCCCUGAGGGUUCGAGAAUCAGAGAGACUGAAGUUUAAGGAUGAGUACAUCGACAAACUGAAAGACGAAAUAAAGGAAUAUCCAGAACUUUCUAUAGAUAGCAGCUUCACUAUAUUCAAGCAAGGUCACAAAAAGAUCCAUGUGUGUGUUCACUGUCGAGAGAGGGUUGGAGGACGUAAGCCUGCAAUGACGCAUCUGAGACAAUUUCACUCCGAGUUUCUACCCUGGGAAUGUCCAGUCUCUGGGUGUAACCAAAGGGAGAGUUUGAGAUGCCUUAUAGAGAGACAUCUAGAGUUGCAUAAGUUUGAAGGUCUCUACAGCUGCCAUUUAUGCCCAGCUAAAUACAAGAUAAAGCAAUCACUGACACGUCACCUGGAAUCCCACAGAAAGAAUAAAAAAGGAGUAAUGCCAAAAAUUUACAAGACAAACUUGUCCAUGUCAGAUCCAGCCAACUUGCUGAAUAAUGGAUAUGAGAUAGUGGACCCUGAUGUCCAGGACAAAACUGAUGCUGAAAGUCAACAAGAAAAUGUUGCUCCAGAUCCGAUUCAGGAAAACACUGCUGCUGAAAUUUACAAAGACCAGGAAAUAACUGUUGAGAAAACUGAUGAUGGUACUAUCACUAGAACUAUUCGAAACCCAGAUAACACUUUUCUUGAAUCCACUGGGAAGCAGGGUAGAUAUGUUGCAAAAAUUACCAAAAGUUUGGAGAACACUAUAGCUGAAAUAACAUGUAACACAAAUCAGAAAAAUACUACAGUUGAUACUACCAAUAUCCAGGACGAUACUAUUACUGAAACUGUUGAAAUUCAGGAUAAUGCUAUUAAACAUUCUGUUGGUAUAACUGCCACAAACCAGAAAAAUGCAGGCUCUUCUACGGAAGCAAUGGUCCAGAAGACAAACCUCAAGAAGGAUAAGGUACCAUACAAUCAAAAAGUUGUGUUGAUGCCAGUUGAUAAGUUCCUAAAGGAUUCAAAGAUAUCCAAGAAGACAGGGGCUUUUGAGAGUGUUACUGAAAAGGAUAAAAUCACAGAAGAACCUGACAAUGAAAUUGAUAAGUUGGGAGUUGAAGAUGCUGCAAACAAUGAUGAUCGGGACAAAGAAGACCCUUCUGGUGCAGGUGACAAUGAUGACAACAAAAAGAUAGGAGAUGAUUCAAGUGAAAAGCACAAACAAACAGUGCUAGUUUCCAAAAAUCCUACACAGAAACAUAUAAUUCUGCUCUCUAAUGAACAACUAAAAUCUAUAGGAGAGGAACCCGUCUCUUCACAUGAACAAAUCAUGCAGGCCUCUAUUGAGAAAGAGACAAACUUAACACAGAAACAGACAGUAGCGCCAUCUAAAGAUAGCUCAAAGUCUACACAUGAAGAAAUGGUUUCAUCCCCUGAAGAGAAUGAUCAGCGUUCUUCCCUCCAACAAACAGAGUCGCUGACCUCUAAUGAGAAGCAAUCAGUAGCCAAAAAUGACACCAUUGAGCAAAUGAACCCAGAGCAUCCAGAUUACCUGUGUACAUCUCAACAGAAGGGUGAAAAUGAUGCAGCAGGCCAUAGUGUCAGUGUGGAUCCUACUACCGUUGCUGAAGCCAUUGGUCAACAAAUAGCAAUUGAAUCUAUAAAUGCAAACAAAUCUUCUGCAAUUGAGAAUCUGGACGAAGUACUGGCAAAAGUCACAAAGACAGUGAUGCUCAAACUCAAAGACCAUGCAGUCCCAGCAUACGAAUGUAAUGCAUGUGCGACUAUCAUCAGCGGAAGGUCGGCCAUGUUUAACCACAUGAUGACGUCACACAAAGAUCUGAAAAUUUGGAGUUGUCACAAAUGUUCCUACUCGACCAAUUCUCGUUCCAAUCUCUAUUCACAUGAAAAGCAUAGACACACAGAUGGCGCAAAGUAUAAAUGUAACAGAUGUGGUGCAGGUUUCCACUUUCCUUAUAAGUUGAGGGUCCAUAAGUCUCACUGUGGAGUGACUGGAAACAACUACUGCUGUCAGAUAUGUGGUAAAGAGUUUCGUCAUCCGGAGACUUAUAGCUCACAUUUACGGGGACACUGCAAAGUCCAGAGACCACAAGAUACACGAAAAUGUGAGGUCUGCAACAAAGUGCUGAUGAAGUCGAACUACCAAAGGCACAUUGAGAGCCAUAUAGAGGGGAAACAAUUCAAUUGUUUGAUUUGUUCCAAGUCGUACAAAAACCCCAGCGGGUUACGGGAACAUCAGGUGUCUCAUAAAAUCAUGAUGCAUUGCGCCAUCUGUAAUAAAAAUUUCACAUCAGCUGCGUGGUUUAGAUCGCAUCGACGCUUCCAUCAAGUCUCAGGGUACCAGUGUCAAGUCUGUCGCAAGGUUUUCUCGUCCAAUGGCAACCUAAAGCAACACACUGCGGCAGUUCAUACCAACAUCAACAGCAUGCCAUUUAAAUGUAAAUUCUGUUUUAAACGAUUUGCUGUCAAAAAAUACCUCCUUAAUCAUAUGGGAACGACCCACAAGACGAAACGUCCCUACCAGUGCGACCUCUGUCCGCAGAGCUUCAGCUAUCCCAGUGGCUUGAAUCUGCACAGGAUGAGACACGAUCGUCAGUUUACUAAGAAAUUGUUCCACUGCGAUCAUUGCUCAAGGGGGUUCCGGACAAUUGAAGCUUUGUCACACCAUAUAAGGAUUACACAUGGAGAUGGCAAGAGUUCAUUCCAGUUUUCCUGUGGCCAUUGUGGAAAACUGUAUAAGUCAAAGGCUGGAAUUUAUAAACACUCGUCAAUCUUUCACCCUAAUAAGGAAGUUACGAUAAAGUGCAGCGACACUGGAGAGCCGUUUGAGAAUGUCUUCAUGUGUGAACAUUGCAUGGAAGCCUUCACGUCGCAGGACUACUUAGCUGUACAUAUUCUAGCCCAGCAUCUACCAGAGGAUAUAGCAAGCCAUGGAGAUGGUGAUGUUAAGAUAAUGCUCACUGAAAACUCCCAGUCUACAGCUAUGGGAAAGCUGGUCAUGGAAGAUGUUGGCACUGAGAAUGAUGGUGAUAAGACCGAGAGUACAGUAAUAAAGAAUGUAGGGAAGACCAGCAGAUUUGCUCCAACAUCUCCCACCAUGCCUAAUAUCAUUGAGCUUGCUUCAGAGGGUUACAAUGUUGUUCUUGUGGAUGACAAUGCAGCAGGGUCGUCUGGGGAACAAUCAGAGGUUGCCGUGACAACAACACAAGAAGUUCUUCCAACCAAUGUUGAGGUGGAACAGGUCACAGAAGAUAAUCAGGUUCUCUACUAUGCUAUGCAAGAUGAACUUCCACACACUGGCCAGAUUAGUGUUGAACUGGUGCAGACACCGACACUCUCUGAUGAUACAAUAUCAGACUGUGUCUCAAUGACACAUGACACACAUUCAGGGAGUGUCACCCUGACAAAUGAGGCAAAUUCAGAAAAUGUCUCAAAGGAAUCAGAAACUGUUUUUAUUGAAGUACAUGAAGAUAUUGAAGGAGCAGAGACUGUCUCAAAUGCACCACAAACUGUUAUUAUUGAUAGUGAAAAAAUUACAAAUGAUUCAGAAAGUUUCCUGAUUAUGAAUGAAUCAAUAAGAGCCUCAGAUGAGAAAGAAAGUGUCCAGAAUAAUUCAGAAAGUGUCUUUAUGGAAAUUGAUUGUAUCCAAGAAGGUACAGAGCAUGUUUCAAAUGAAACAAAUGUGUCCCAAGUUAUAGAUGUGUCAAAUCAAACAGAUGAGUGGCAGGUUUCAGAUGUGGCAAAUGAGACAGAGGUGUCGCAGGUACUGAAUAAACCGAAUAUAAGUGCCACAGUAACACCUCCAACAAGUAACUUGUGGACCAUUGACAUCAUGAAUCCUCCAACUACAACCAUUGACAUUGUGAAGCCACCUCCUACAACCAUUGA